Messenger RNA from Amorphotheca resinae ATCC 22711, 1335 nucleotides. RefSeq lists its product as hypothetical. The transcript has 2 exons. Lineage: Eukaryota; Fungi; Ascomycota; Leotiomycetes; Helotiales; Amorphothecaceae. The coding region runs from base 348 to 983 and encodes 211 amino acids. The record is from RefSeq and is a predicted model, not a curated record. Gene Ontology annotation, molecular function: protein binding.
UAGCUACAAGUACCUGAACCGAUUUUCGCAUCUUCUCGAACAGCAACCUCCACACAACUAUCUAUAUCUAUAUCGCUGCUCUGCUCUGCUCUCCUCCCCCCGGGCUCCCUCGACAAGGAACCGCGCAGCCUCGGACCCAGCUCAGCUUGCCGGGGAAUGGUGAGAUCCAAGACCUCUUCGUCACAUAUCUCGAUCGGGCGUCGGCGUUGGCUUUGGUUUGUUCAAACCGCUUCUCUGCAAAUGUCUGUUCUCGAGUCCACGGCCUCACAAUCGCACCUGUUCGGCCAUCCCAGUCUCAUGCUGUCCUGAAGACAGUCACGGGACCUUCCUCUGAACAAUCCCCAGCGAUGGAAACAAUCGCAGCUGUGGCGCCAGUGCCAUCCAGGACCAACUCGCAGGAAAGCGCUAUUUCUGAUGAGGAUUUUCCACUCACUCCCGGGACUGAUGUGACGACCCCUGAUUUGUCGACACCAGAUGGAUCUGAGUGCGGGUUCAACGUAACGGCCGAUGUCGUGAGACGCCUAUCUCUCCUGCCUCCAGUCAAGCAUGGUGCUAGCCUGUCAUCCCUGCCCACGGAGCUGCAGCUUGAGAUUUUCAGCUAUCUUGACCGGAUUGACUCCGUCUGCUUCGGGUUGACCUCAUCCAGGCUGUAUGCGAUCUGCCGCGCCAUGUAUGGUACGAAGAUACCGCUAAAUACACGGCGCGUAGGUCCGAAUUCCCUGGAGUCCGCCUGGAAGAUUGACAAGCAGCAAUGUAGACAAUGCGGUAUGUUCCGCUGCGAGCUCUGGCAGCACAUCAAGACGUGGAUGCCGAAAGAUCUGGAAUACUGCUCGAUGAAGCACAACUUCGGAUUACCCGCCAAGGAGGGCGCCUCUGAGAGCUGCUACCGCGGCAAGCCGUCAAAGCCAAGACGGUGCGGCCGCCACCCGGUCAGGACGACUACUAUCCACCAGGACGAUAAUAAUCUGGAGUCGAAACUAUAAAUUUUGGAACUGCAACACAGUGCGGGCAAUGCCCAAGGCAUGACAUUUUGAUUUAGCGUGCGUGCAUAUAGAUCUUCUGCAUUAUCAUUAGAAGAUCCUACUACUUCUUUUGGUGCAUAGAAAUGGCGUUUGGGUUUUUUGUUCUGCUUUUUUUGGAUUUCCCCAGAGGUUUUUUUCACUGGCGUAUAAUGUACGAGAGUUGUUACAGCUGUCUACGUGGUCACAGUCGAGAUCAAGUCUGAGAAGCUCGGAUUAUUACAGAGAUCAGAGAUACACAGAGAGAUACGAUUUGGGAAGGUUUUGUUUCAAGAUAUCUAGAGACGAGAUUGAAUAAACCCAGAAUAUUACCCAG